AUGGCAGCAGGAGGACGUCAGAAUGGCGUUCAGCAGCAACAACAACAACAACAACAACAACUUCCCCCAGAGAAUGGAAAGCAAGCAGGCCCAUCGCCACCUCGAAAUUCCGCCCCACCCCCACCUCCUCCUCCUCCUCCUCCCAAUGGCGGCUACGGCUGGGUCUGCACAGUCUGCUGCGCAACAAUCAACGCACACACAUGGGGCCUAAAUUCCUCCUACGGAGUCUUCCUCGCCCACUACCUGCAAAACAACACCUUCCCAGGCGCAACAUAUCUCGAAUACGCAUUCGUCGGCUCCCUCUCGAUUUCCUGCGCCAUGCUUAUAUCUCCCGUCGCCACACUCUCCACGCGAUACUUCGGAACAAAAGUCUCGCUUGGGAUAGGCAUCGUGCUGGAAUCUGCCAGUCUGAUCGGCGCGAGUUUUGCAUCGGAGAUAUGGCAGUUGUUUCUGUCGCAAGGGAUCUGUUUCGGGUUCGGGAUGGGGUUCUUGUUUGUCGCGAGCGUAGGCAUUCCGGCGCAAUGGUUUACGACGAGGAGGAGUCUCGCGAAUGGGAUUUCGGCUUGUGGGUCUGGGUUUGGGGGGUUGGUGUACUCGCUUGCGGCAGGAGCCAUGUUGAAAUCUCUGGGUUUGGCCUGGACCUUUCGAGUCCUUGGGAUUCUGGCUUUUGGAGUCAACACCAUUUGCGCGAUUCUGCUGCGGGAUCGGAAUAAGAUUAUUGGGAGUGCGCAGAAUGCGUUUGAUGUGCAGCUGUUCAAGCGCGUGGAGUAUCUGCUCUUGGGAGGCUAUGGGUGGUUCAGUAUGCUGGGAUAUGUGGUUCUCAUCUUCAGUCUUGCGAACUAUGCGAAUGCGAUUGGCUUGGAUGCUUCGCAAGCGUCUGUGGUGUCGGCGAUUUUGAAUCUUGGGCAAGGACUUGGACGGCCGCCUAUUGGGUAUUUCAGCGAUAAUCUUGGGCGCAUCAAUAUGGCGGCGAUGAUGACUGGACUCUGUGCACUGUUCUCGUUCGCCAUCUGGAUUCCGGCUCAGAGCUAUGGUGUGCUUCUCUUCUUCGCGAUUGUCGGAGGAGCUGUGGCAGGGACGUUCUGGACGACGAUAGCGCCGGUCGCAGCAGAGGUCGUCGGACUCAAGUACGUCCCAUCUGCAUUGAACCUGGAAUGGUUGAUCAUCGUGCUUCCAUGCACAUUCUCAGAGCCGAUCGCAUUGGAAAUUGUGGGCGGCACUGGAAGUUACUUGGGUGCACAGCUGUUCGUUGCUUUCAUGUACAUUGCUGCGGCCGUGUGCUUGGUGUUUCUGAGGGGGUGGAAGAUUGGAGAAGUGGAUGCGAUUGCGAAGUUGAAGGGCGAGUGUGCAGAUAUGGUUGAUGCAGUGGCAGCCGAGAACGAUGAAACGUGGGCUGAACCGGCUCGAAAGGCAGGCCGACAGCGGAUUAUGCUCGACUUCUGGAAAUGGCGGAGGGUGUGAUAGUUUUCCAUUCCAUUGCGGCGUCCAGUCUGUGGGCCACAGCUACAAUUUGGCAUCCUUCCCCGUUCUUCCUCUCCUCAAAAACUCCUUCAACACAUUCCAAGUGACCAUGGCAAUAUCAUUCUGAUACGCAUUCCAGCCCAACGAGCAGUACCAAUUGAUGCUUCCCACACUGAACACUGCUCCACCCGCAUUGGUCUCAUAUAUCACCAUAUCAGACCUGACGCGAUCAGUUUGCGGGCCCAGCGUAUUGACCAGAGGGAACAUGACCUCUUCAUUGAAAAGACAAAAAGUCUCGUCAUGUCCAGUACUCGUGGCGAGGAGGACUGCAUUCUCAGGAGUUCCCAGAUCGUAAUCCAGACGAUCGAUUUCGUCGCCGGAAGCCCCGCCUCCGAAGCCUUGUCUACCGAUGAGAAGUUCGUCGGCUUUUGAUUCAAGACCAUCGAAUAGCCAAGAGAACUUUGAAUCGCGCAUGAUACUUUUUUCGAAGCGGUAAGGUACGCCCGGGCCAGACCCACACGCAUCAGCACCUACACCGAAGAGGGUUUGCGGUGCUCGGCCUCUGGAUCUCCAUAGUCCACCUUGCGCUCCAGAGAGUGAAUGGAUGCGUUCUCCUGCUGGCAAUGUUACGGAUCGACAGCCCUGAUCGCCCUUACGUACCUCCAUGCGAUGUGGUCUGUUGGGGUCUGUCUCGGAGCACCAGUAGAACCCGUUCCCUCCCAAGUACAUCACGUACCCUCCUUGAGCGACAAAGGAGACGUAAGCAUCGAGUUCGUUCAGGCUCGGGUACUCCGGAUGAGAACCGGUGAUCAGAAUGUCAUAGGAUUUCACGGCAUCGAGGCCUCGGAUGUGAAGAUCGUGUUCUGUCACCACAUCGUAGCCACCUUUGCCGAGUUUUGAUUCGAGGAAGCCGAGCAUUAGUAGGUCGGCGCUGAACUCGCGAGGUCGAUGGAAUGCCCAGUGGACGUAGUCUGGUCUCAUAUUCAGGAUCGGCCUCUUUGCCGAGGAGAAGACGUUGGCGGAGCCAUCUUUG
Pseudocercospora fijiensis CIRAD86 is the source of this 2494-nucleotide messenger RNA. RefSeq lists its product as uncharacterized. Gene Ontology annotation, molecular function: transmembrane transporter activity. The transcript has a single exon. The coding region runs from base 1 to 1461 and encodes 486 amino acids. Gene Ontology annotation, biological process: transmembrane transport. NCBI's taxonomy places the organism in Eukaryota, Fungi, Ascomycota, Dothideomycetes, Mycosphaerellales, Mycosphaerellaceae. The record is from RefSeq and is a predicted model, not a curated record.